CCCGCGGCCCUGAGGCGGCCCGGGCCCGGCGGGAGCAGCCGGGCUAUGCCGAGCAGGCCGCCUCGCCAGUUUGAAAGUACCUCUGCGCUCCCGACCGCGCUCCCUAAAUGGUUGUCGCUUCCCACCUCCCACGGAGGGAUGAGUUAGGCUGGAGCUGGCGCCGACGCGGGUCCCCGCGCAGAGCCCUCGGUAAGCCAAGAGAGAGCUGCUCCCUGGGUUGCAUCCUGUGUCACUCACAAGUGUGAGCACGUCGCAGCCAGCACGGAGAAGAUCCUCCUGCCCUCUUCAAGGCACUUGCCUCUGCCUCCUGUUCCUUUGUCCAAAAGAAGGAAAAGCCAGACCAAAUCAGUCCCUAAAGAACCUGUGCUGGUCUAAGGAGGAGGCUCUGGAGUCCCUUCACCACUUUUCUUCCCAGGAUCCUGGCUGUGGGCUGGAUUUUCUGGUCUCAGCUUGAGGGGAUCAUUUACAGGGAAUCAGGAUCUCAGAAUCUUUGUGUCUUGCUUUUACUUGAACCCUUUCAUCCGGGAAGCUGAAGCUAUCACUGCUAAAAUCCCAUUUUUUUCCCCAAGCAUGUCAGAAAGCUGGCAGCAGCAACAGCAGCAACCACAGCAGCCGCCGCCACCGCAGCAGCACCACGCUGGGGCAGCCGCCCUCCCAGAGCACUCCAUCCCUCCCAGCACUGCUGACAACCCCCUGGGCUGUGCCGUGUACGGCAUCCUGCUCCAGCCAGACCCUGGACUGCAGCACCACCAGCACGCCCCCAUCCAGGCUGGAGAGCCGUCCCACAAGUGCGGUGUGUGUGGCCAUGACCUCGCCCACCUCUCCAACCCCCACGAGCACCAGUGCUUGCCAAGCCAUGACCGCUCUUUCCAGUGUACCCAGUGCCUGAAGAUCUUCCACCAGGCCACCGACCUCCUCGAACACCAGUGUAUCCAGGUGGAGCAGAAGCCCUUCGUGUGUGGGGUUUGCAAGAUGGGUUUCUCCCUCCUGACCUCGCUGGCGCAGCACCACAACGUCCACAACGGCAACACCAUGAAGUGCUCCAUCUGUGAGAAGACCUACAAGCCUCCCGAGGUAGAGCAUCCGCAGCCUCUCGACCCCUCGGAGAAGCCCUACAGCUGCUCCAUCUGUCAGAAAACCUUCAAGCACCUCUCAGAGCUGUCCCGGCACGAGCGCAUCCACACGGGCGAGAAGCCGUACAAGUGCACGCUGUGUGACAAGAGCUUCAGCCAGUCCUCCCACCUGGUGCACCACAAACGGACGCACAGCUCCGAGCGGCCCUACAAGUGCACGGUGUGCGAGAAGACCUUCAAGCACCGCUCCCACCUGGUGCGCCACAUGUACGCCCACUCGGGGGAGCACCUCUUCAAGUGCAACGUCUGCGAGCUGCACUUCAAGGAGUCCUCGGAGCUGCUGCAGCACCCCUGCACGCCCAGCGGGGAGCGGCCCUUCCGCUGCGGGGAGUGCCAGAAGGCCUUCAAGCGCCCCUCGGACCUGCGGCAGCACGAGCGCACGCACAGCGAGGAGCGGCCCUUCAAGUGCGACCUGUGCCAGAUGAGCUUCAAGCAGCAGUACGCGCUCAUGCGCCACCGCCGCACGCACAAGACUGAGGAGCGCUUCAAGUGCAACCUGUGCGAGAAGGGCUUCGUGCAGCCCUCGCACCUGGUGUACCACCAGCACGUGCACGGCAUAGAGAACCUCUUCAAGUGCAACGUGUGCCAGAAAGGCUUCAACCAGUCCUCGGAACUGCUGCGGCACAAGUGCGUGCAGAACGCGGAGCGGCCCUUCAAGUGCGCGGUGUGCAACAAGUCCUACAAGCGGGCCUCGGCUCUGCAGAAGCACCAGCUGGCCCACUGCGCCGAGAAGCCGCUCAAGUGCACGCUCUGCGAGAGACGUUUCUUCUCCUCCUCGGAGUUCGUGCAGCACCGCUGCGACCCGGCCCGCGAGAAGCCCCUCAAGUGCCCCGACUGCGAGAAGCGGUUCAAGUACGCGUCGGACCUGCAGCGGCACCGGCGCGUGCACACGGGCGAGAAGCCCUACAAGUGCUCCUCCUGCGAGAAGGCCUUCAAGCAGCGCGAGCACCUCAACAAGCACCACAGCGUGCACGCCCGCGAGCAGCAGUACAAGUGCAUGUGGUGCGGGGAGAGGUUCCUGGACCUGGGCCUGCUGCAGGAGCACAGCGUGCAGCACACGGCCGAGGGUGCCUACCAGGUGGCCGCCUGCUUGCCGUGAGCCUCCCGCCCCACCCCGGCUUUCAGCUUGCAUGGGACGCUCCCAAGCCUCGGCCUUCCCUCUCCAACCUCCAGGGAGUGUGGGGGAAAGGGGGGGCACGGCGUGUGGGCAGGUAAACUUUCCUCUGGCCUCAGAUAUGCCACCUGUAUGGAAGUAGCAACAGACGACGUGGACAUCUCAAAGGGGUGGAAAGGAAAGGAGGGAGGUGGAGGGAGGAAGCUGUGCCUGUAGAUGCCUGGUGUUCCCUGGACUGUAGUUUGUGCUGUACCUGCAGUUCCAGUCCUGGGAGCUCAGCUGUCUGUUGCAGGCACCAGCUCUUUGCGUGCAGCCUUUUUCCCCUGUCCUGCCUGGCAGGGUUGGUGGGGAGGAUUGGGUGACUCUCCUUCUGGAGAGGCUUUAGGAGCAAGGCAGAGGCAGCCCUCCCUUCUCCCAGGGAGUGCUGCUUGGCAUAGAGAUGGCAGGUUUCUGCUGCUGGGGUCUCCCAAUUUGGUCCAGGCUCAGUUGAGGGCAUCAUUUCAGAUCAUUAGUGUUGAUUGACUGCCCCAACCUCCCCUGCUCUCUCUCCUUCUAGAGUGUUGAAAGGGAAAAGCCAUGGGGCUCCACAGCUCCAAAAAGCACUUUGGCAUUGCUGCUUUUGCAGUGCCUGGCUGUCACACUCUGCAGGGGUCUGAGUGGGCCUGCCUGCCCCCUGUCCCUGCCAGCUGCACAGGGAGCUGUAGGAAGCUGCCACCAGAAAGCAUGGCAAGGAGCACUGGGACAGUAUGCCUGGGGGGAGAUCAUGGAUUCUCCCUUUCUGGAGACAUUCAAAACCCACCUGGACAAAUUUCUGUGUAACCUGCUUUAGGUGACCCUAACUUAGCAGGGGGGUUGGACUAGAUAAUCUCCAAAGGUCCUUCCAGCCCUAACAGUUCCUUGGUUCUGUUACAGCAUUCAUUCCCUGCUCCCAACCAAAAGCCUGCCAUUCCAGAGCUGCUUCCCAAGGCACUUCCCCUCUCCUGCCUUGCCUCCAGCCCCUGAGCACCCUUGGGCUGACUGUGGUACCUCCAGCAGGGUCAGGCAAGGGCUGUCACAGCUCCAACACUAAGGGGUGAGAUGAACACUACAAUAACCUACAGCUGCAGAGGUGUUGCCAUGGCCAGCAUAACCCACAGCAUGUGCCAGGGGCUUGGUGUCUGAUUUGCUGGAGGAACCAGAGUGAGUCAGGAGAAUCCUUUAUGGCCUGCAGGCUCAGCUCCUUGGGGAGGGCAAAGUUAGCAGUGGGUAAAGGAGAAGUCUAUUUUUCCCCUCUUGCAGGAGUCCUGUUUUACCCCUUUGCCCUUUCUUUACCUCGUCUGUAUUCUUCAGGUUUUGCACACUUCUUGUAAACAUCACUUCAAAAUAAAUCUCCCCUAGCAAGGUU
Molecule: messenger RNA, 3631 nt
Organism: Melospiza georgiana
Lineage: Eukaryota; Metazoa; Chordata; Aves; Passeriformes; Passerellidae
Gene: ZNF319
Product: zinc finger protein 319
Exons: 2
Coding region: 571-2232 (553 amino acids)
Biological process (GO): negative regulation of transcription by RNA polymerase II
Molecular function (GO): DNA-binding transcription repressor activity, RNA polymerase II-specific
Source: RefSeq, a predicted model, not a curated record